AUGCUUGCGGUGGACUUCUGCCAUAAGCGGGGCGUGGUCAAUCGGGACCUGAACCCGGAAAACAUCCUGCUGACGGGCGCGGCGGCGGCGCCGUCACGCCGCCGGGCUGGCAGCCGGGGCUGCGCGCACGAGGGGGUGGGGGAGGGCUGGCGCAAGCUGGUGGGGCGUGGGGCAGACGCAGCGCCCACCCCUGGGGUCCCGCAGUCGCGCCUAGGCGUGCUUGGGGACAUCAUCCACCCGUCCAACUUCCGGUCCCUCGAUCUGUCCUCUGACCUCCAGAUGAUCCCCCAGCUGCCGCUGCCGGUGGUCAAGAUCUGCGACUUUGGAUCCAGCAAGCGCGACGGCUACGCGGCCGCGUUCGCCAAAGCCGGGACCCUCUGCUACAACGCCCCGGAGGUGCUUCUCAACGCUGACCGGGCCGCCGCCUACGACUCGCGCCCGGCUGACGUGUGGUCGUGCGGGGUCAUCCUGUAUGUGCUGCUGACCGGCAGCGUCCCCUUUGGCACCUUUGAAGACACCACCGGCGCGCCGCCGCCGGCAGACGUCUCGUUCCGCGUCCUGGCGCACAUGGUGGGCGGCCACUACGCGCUGCCCCCGGAUGUGCCCGCCUCUGAUGGCUGCCGGCAGCUGCUGGCGCGCAUGCUGCGGCCCAACCCCGCGGAGCGCAUCACCGUAGACGAGAUCCUGCAGGACCUCCCGUGA
Molecule: messenger RNA, 702 nt
Organism: Monoraphidium neglectum
Lineage: Eukaryota; Viridiplantae; Chlorophyta; Chlorophyceae; Sphaeropleales; Selenastraceae
Product: kinase
Exons: 6
Coding region: 1-702 (233 amino acids)
Biological process (GO): protein phosphorylation; intracellular signal transduction
Cellular component (GO): cytoplasm
Molecular function (GO): ATP binding; protein serine/threonine kinase activity
Source: RefSeq, a predicted model, not a curated record